Messenger RNA from Auxenochlorella protothecoides, 1626 nucleotides. RefSeq names its product Flap endonuclease GEN-like protein 1. The transcript has 11 exons. The coding region runs from base 1 to 1626 and encodes 541 amino acids. NCBI's taxonomy places the organism in Eukaryota, Viridiplantae, Chlorophyta, Trebouxiophyceae, Chlorellales, Chlorellaceae. Gene Ontology annotation, molecular function: 5'-flap endonuclease activity. The record is from RefSeq and is a predicted model, not a curated record.
AUGGGAAUCGCGAGCCUCUGGAAGCUGCUCACGGAGGAAGGUGUUGUCCGCAAGCUCAGUGGCUCCGACCCGUCGCAGCACCACACCUUGCUUUCCGAACUGGAUGGUACCGCCAUCGCCGUGGAUCUAUCGGCAUGGAUCAUGCAGGCCGAUCAACAGCUGGCCCUGCUCCCACACUUUGGCAGGACGGAGCGAUGCAUGAAGGUUGCCCUCGAGAGGAGCAUCCAGUGGCUGCGGCAUGGCUGCCUUCCGGUGAUUGUGGUGGAGGGCCGUGCGCCUGCAGAGAAAUUGGCGGCGGUGCAGGCCCGGUAUGCCGCCCGCAACGGCGUCGACGGCGGCGGCCGCGGCUCUUCCUCCUUCAUAGCACUGGGCAAGUCGGUGGGCGUCAUGCUUCAGCAGCUGGGACUGCCGGUGUUCUACUCCCCCGGCGAGGCCGAGGCGACCUGCGCCGCGCUGGUGCGGGCAGGGCGGGUGGACGCGGCCGCCAGCUUCGACUCAGACACCAUGGUGCACGGAGCCGAGCGGGUGUACCACACGCUGAAGCUGUCGACCCUGAAGCCGGGCGAGUGCGAGCUGGUGUCCUGCGACCUGGGCGACAUCCGGAAGGCCCUGGGCAUUCAGCGCGGAGGCCAGGUCGCCCUGUCUGUCAUCGCCAUGCUCGCCGGCUCGGACUACGACCUGGUCGGCACCAGCGGCGUGGGAUCCGAUGACAGCGGCGUGCUGGAGGCGCUGGAGGCCCUGGUAGCCCGGCCGCCGGACGCGGAGCUGGCGGCGCUGACCAAGUGCACGGGCUGCAAGCGAUGUGGGCACGAGGGUGGGCGCAAGGGCGCCGGGUGCCGGGCGCGCGCCUUUGCGCGGUGCGACUGCGCCUUCCACCGCCGCGAGGCCGAGCGCGGCGUGGAGGCCAUCGCGCGUCGCAUCCGGGCCGACGCCGCGCCGCUGGCCGCCGCGCGCGCGGCCGCCGCGGUGUUCCAGCGCGAGGCGGGCGCCGCCGACGCCUACGUGGCCGCUCGCGCAGCGGAGCUGGGCGGCGCUCCCGGCGCGAGGCUGCACUGGCUGCACCGGCCACGGACGCUGGCGGUGUGGGCCGAGCUGGAGCGGCGCCGCGUGAAGCUGACCUGGGACCUGCCCAUGCUGCGCGGCAAGCUGCUGCCCCUGCUGCUGGACUGGGACCUGGCGCAUAGCGGCGAGGAAAACGGGGCCGGGGAGGGGGGGCGGGCGAAACGCGGCCCGAGUUCUGGGCGCGCGAGCACCGCCGAGGCGAGGUCGGUCAGGAUCAGCGCCGUCCGGCAACAUGCAGCGCAGCUGGAGCAGCGCCACCUGUCCGGGUAUGGCCUGCUGGCGCGGCUGCUGGUGCAGCAGCGCGCCCGAGCCCUGCUGGGGCCCAAGCCCUCCGCCGGGCCCGCUGUGGCCAGGGGCCCGGACUCGGCCGUCCUGGCGGCGGCGCGGGGGUCAUCGGGUGCAGGGACCCAGCGCUCCCCCGCCAAGUCUGCCGACAUCCGGCGGUACGUGGAGCAGGGCAGCCCAGGGCGCCUGGGUGCAACUGCGUGCGAGGGCGGCGAGCUGGACCUCACAACCCCAGAGGGCUGCUGCCGGAGCCCCGCCAUCGACCUCACCCAGACUUGA